Molecule: messenger RNA, 877 nt
Organism: Oryza sativa Japonica Group (Japanese rice)
Lineage: Eukaryota; Viridiplantae; Streptophyta; Magnoliopsida; Poales; Poaceae
Source: RefSeq, a predicted model, not a curated record
GCACAGCAGCAAGUCGGCGGUACUGUACACGGGCCGACUCUUAUCGCCCGGAGCCGGUCUCGUCUCAGAGAGAGCCAGCCUCCGGUGGAGGAAAAGCUCAAGAAGUCCACCACCACUUCGCGAAACCCCAAUUCCAACCCGACUUCUCCACUCCACGAAGAGAGCCAGCUCCGCCGCCUUCACCAUGGCGUCCGUCUGGUGCCUCUCGGCCUCGGCCUCCGCCGCUGCGCCGGUGGCGGCGGCGGCGGCGGCGCCCGGGCCCCUCGGGGCCUCGGUGGCCUCCGUCUCCCUCGCGCGGGCGGCGGUCCCCUCGAGGAGGCGGCGAAGAUGGGACGCGCUCGUGGUGUGCGCGGCCCCCGACGAGGAGAAGAUUACGCGGCGGUCGCCCCUCGAUUUUCCCAUCGAAUGGGAGAAACCAAAGCCUGGGAGGAGGCCUGAUAUCUUCCCAAAAUUCAGCCCUAUGAAAACACCAUUGCCCCAUCCAUUGCCAGCUGAUGAUCCUCUGGAUGAUGAUGAGGAGGAGGAAGAGGAAGAACCACAACCUCAGGAGGAACCACAGGAGGAUGAUCCUGACAAGGAAGAACCUGAGGAGGAUGACCCGGACAAGCCAACGGAGUAAUUUUGGAUGAUGUGGGUUAUGUUAGAUAAAAACACUAUGUUUAGAUCUGCCAUAUCCUUGAGAGAACGUCAUAGGUCUCAGGGUCAGGUUUGACCUGUUAGUUCUGCCGGCUCAUAUAGGCUGUAGACACGUUUGUUUUGGGAGCACCCCUGAGCUUUUCUAAAGCCAUGGAAGUUUUGUCUGACUGAUCACAAAUAUGCAAUGUUAUAUUUCUGCAGAAAUACUUCUCUCUCUGCCCGUUGAAUAUUCAUACCGCCA